This is a messenger RNA of Miscanthus lutarioriparius, 1788 nucleotides long. The record is from the annotation of a GenBank genome assembly. NCBI's taxonomy places the organism in Eukaryota, Viridiplantae, Streptophyta, Magnoliopsida, Poales, Poaceae.
AUGAGUCGCCAGGACAUUCUCAAAGUUCAGACCCUCGAGCUCAAAGUUCCCAUCCACUGUGAAGGGUGUCUGAAAAAAGUCAAGAAGAUUGUUCAAAAGAUCGAUGGGGUGUACCAGAGCAGCGUCGACGCGGCGCUGGGUAAGGUGACGGUGACCGGGCUGAUGGACCCGGAGACCGUCAUCAACAAGAUCCAGAAGGCCGGGAAGCCGGUGCGGGUGUGGGGGGAGAAGCCUGGCGUGCCCUUGGAGGUCCAGCUCCAGAAGCUGAAGCUUGGCAGCGGUGGGAAGGGGAAGGGCCAGCAGCAGGCCAAGGAUGCCGGAGACAAGGGCCAGCGGCAGCAGCCGCCCAAGGACGCCGGCGGCAAGGGCCAACAGCAGCAGCAGGCCAAGGACGCCGGCGGCAAGGGCCAGGGCCAGGGCAAGCAGCCCAAGGGUGGAGCGGGCGGUGGUGGCACCGGUGGCGGCGCGAAGGAGGCGAAGAUGGUGGCGCCGCCGCCACACCCGCAGCCGACGCCGCAGCAGCUCCAGCAGAUGAUGCAGAUGAGGGGGAUGAAGUUCCCUCCGCCGGAGCUCAUGCCCAUGGGCGCCGGCAAGAUGCCGAUGCCUAUGCCGUUCCCGGCGGCAGCGGCGCAGGCGCAGGCGCAGGCCGCGGCGGCCAAGGACCCCCGGACAGUGAAGUUCGACCUCCCCGGGGGCGACGAGUUCGGGGACGAUGACAGCAGCGGGUUCGGCGACGAGUUCGACGAAUUGGACGACGUCGAUUUCGAGGACGACGGCCUCGACGACGACGACCCCGCCAUGAUGACGAGGCCUAUGGGCAUGCCACCGGUCCCCGGCGGUGGCGACAAGAAGGGUGCCGGCAACGGCAAUGGCGGCAAGAAGGGUGGCGGGGCCAAGAACGGUGGCGGCGCGCAGCAGCCGCCACAGAACGGCAAGGGUGGCGGCGGCGCACCGGGAGGCGGGAACCUGCCUGGGCAGGGCAAGAAGGGCGGCGGCCCCGGCGGCGUCGGUCUCGGCGGACCGAUGAUGAUGGGAGGCGCGCCUUCGCAACAUCCGGCGGGCAUGAUGAUGAGGCCGCCUCACAUGAUGGGCGCGGGCGGCGCCGGCGGUGUCCCCGGCAUGGGACAGAUGGGCAGCGGCGGGCCCCUUGGCGGCAUGCCGAUGGGACACCCCCACAUGGGUGGUGCCGGGAUACAGCAGAGCGGCGGUGGCGCGCACGGCAUUCCGGCCGGCGGCAUGCCCAUGGGCCUCCCCCACAUGGGUGGCGCCGGCUUGCAGCCGGGCGCCGGCGGCGUUCACGGCAAGCCUGCUGGCGGCAUGGCGAUGGGCGGCCACCCCCACAUGGGUGGCGCUGGCAUGCAGCCGGGCGGCGGGGGCGCCGCGCACGGCAUGCCGGCUGGCGGUAUGCCUGCUCCUGGGUUCUUUCCGGGCGGCAGCAUGCCGGCCGGCCAGGAGAUGCUGGCCAUGUCCCAGCUGCCGCCACAGCAGCAGCAGCAGAUGGCCGCCGUGAUGCAGCAGCAGCAGCAGCACAUGGCUGCCAUCAUGCAGCAGCAGCAGCAGCAGCAGAUGAUGCUGAACGGGCACGGCCACCACCAUGGCCAUGGCCAUGUCCACGGCGGCCAGGGGCAUCCACCGCCGCCGGCGAGCAGCUACGGGUACGGGUACGGGCGGCCGCCGAUGCCGCAGUACCCGCCCCCGCCGCCGUACUACUACGCGAUCCCUCCGCAGCGUCACCCGCACGACAACCUAUUCAGCGACGAGAACCCCAACGGGUGCUCGGUCAUGUGA